AUGGCUCCCGAGAAAUCAAACAAUCCAUACUUCAACAGUGCACAUCAAUUCAAUGAACAAAAUAAUAGCUCCCAGGUCUCGGUUCAUACACACCUAUCGGAUGAGAUCGACGACAAAGAAGAGCAACCCCCGGCAUAUACAACCUCAAAUAUAGCAAUACAAACAAACACGGAGAAUCCACCAACAUCGGAACCUACACAGGAAUCAUCAAAAUUCGCACAAUCACAAUCAAAACCCAUGAAAAAGCCAAUAGCCAUUCCCGCAGUGGACUCCACUUUCGACUCACCUUUCAUUCGCGCCUAUGCCCCGAUAUUAAAAGACUACAAACUACCGCAAGAAGUCUUUUUCAGUUUUCUAGACAGAUUGAAUAAAGCGAUCUCAAGCAGUCCACCCUUACAAGUUCUCGAGGCCACGGGUGGAGUUUUAAAUGCUUUCCCCAUUCUUUUCCCUCUCCAUUGGAUCGGAUCAGCUGUGAGCGGAAUUGCGAAACUAGGGAAUUCAGGGAUGUCCAAGAGUCGUACAGAUAAUUUGCUCAAGGACGCAAAUAGGGAUAUUUUUGGCCCGAGAGGGUUGAAGAUCGAAGUCGCAAAGUUAGAUGCUCUUGCGCAUAUAGCUAAGAUUCCUAUUCUUGAUUCGAGGGGGGAGGUUAGCCGGCAAGCGCCGUUGCUACGACAGUUGUGUGCCGUCGAAGGUCGACCGGAAAGUUUUGCUGCUCCUAUUGAAGGGAAUAUCGAAUUGGCAAUGGAUGCGCAGCAAAGACGUCUUCAGAUUUUGCAGCCGUGGAUAGCAGAUUUGGAACUUGAUAUAUUACCCUGGACAUCACAGUCUAAAUUGACCCGCUUCAAUGCAGCGCUCAAGAAAUACAAUAAUAUAGGGGAUCAAGAGCAAAAGGGGAAAAGAAGGCGUGAGAGAGACUCUAGGCAGGGUUUUGGGAGUGGACUUGGGGGUCAAGAUGAGGAGGAAGAGGACGAUGAUCCAUUUCGCAAAUGUCUUUGGAUUAUUAUUCGGGAGGUUUAG
Molecule: messenger RNA, 1017 nt
Organism: Talaromyces marneffei
Lineage: Eukaryota; Fungi; Ascomycota; Eurotiomycetes; Eurotiales; Trichocomaceae
Exons: 1
Coding region: 1-1017 (338 amino acids)
Source: RefSeq, a predicted model, not a curated record